Molecule: messenger RNA, 3293 nt
Organism: Melanotaenia boesemani (Boeseman's rainbowfish)
Lineage: Eukaryota; Metazoa; Chordata; Actinopteri; Atheriniformes; Melanotaeniidae
Gene: ints5
Product: integrator complex subunit 5
Exons: 4
Coding region: 134-3166 (1010 amino acids)
Biological process (GO): snRNA 3'-end processing
Cellular component (GO): integrator complex
Source: RefSeq, a predicted model, not a curated record
UUAGCUUCCGGCUGGGGGGCGCCUUUUCGCUGUAUUUUGUAUUGAAUUUUGAUAGGGAAAAACUAUAAAAGCUCCCCUAAUCCCCCACGUCGAAGCACCACAACCUAGGGGUGUGAUUUGAUGUGACGCUUUGAUGUUAAACGAUCAGACGAUGUCCGUGGUUUUUGACGGGAGUUCGCUGAAAGGGAUGCAGAGCUCUCACAGUCUCCCUCCGCAGACUGCCCUGAGCACCCAGGAACUGUCCCAGGAGAUCAAGUCCUUCAUCAGUGGUGUUGACGCUGUUCAGGGUCGGAAGCUCAGUGUCAGGGAACAUGCUCGCUGUGCCAUUCGGCUGCUGCGUUCUGUUCCGGCCUGUCGAGGGGCAGUGCUGGAACAUCUGAGGGGUGUUUAUGAUGAGCAUGUGUCGGCAUUCCUGCAUAACCUGGAGACAGAGGGUAAUGCCAGCUCCGGAGUCAGCUCCAACCUUGAAGAUAUCAUACAGGAGGUUCAUGGCGUGCUGUCAGAGUUUAUCCGUCUCAACCCGCGGGCCUGGGCCCCUCUGGUGUCCACUUGGGCUGUGGACCUACUGGGCCAGCUGAGCAGCAAGCAUGCUGGGCGCAGGGUGGCCCCCCACUCUUCUAGCCUCAAUGAGCUGCUCCAGCUGUGGAUGUCUUGUGCUGCCACUCGGUCCCUCAUGGAGGCCUACUCCCAGUGUCUGGCUGCGAUGCUGGCCUGGUGCCCCGAUGCCUGUGUGGAUGCUCUGUUGGACACCUCAGUUCAGCACUCCCCACAUUUUGACUGGGUGGUAGCUCACAUUGGGUCUGCCUUCCCAGGAACCAUCAUCAGCAGAGUGUUGGCAUGUGGACUGAAGGACUUUUGCUCUCAUGGCUCCAAGGACCAGGGCUUACUAUUAAUGGGAGUGGAUAAAGGCAGCAGGGUACCCAAGAUUGGCUCAGUGGUAGGAAUCCUUGGACACCUGGCAGCACAUCACUCUGACAGCAUCCGGAAGGAGCUGCUCAGGAUGUUUCAGGAGAGUCUGAGUCCAUCAAGCCCACUAUCUCCCACUUCCUCCUCAACGUCUUGGGAAAGUUCCCCACAACUUCGAUGUGCUGCAGUUCCAUUUCUGCUGCAGCUAGCUGCAAUGUCCCCAAACCUCUUUGGUGCUGUGUCUUCAGAGCUGGUAGAGCUGUUACGGCCUCCCGUCCUGCUCCAGCUGCAGGCUCUGCUACAGGGCCUCCCCAGAGAGGAACUAGAUAACAUGCUGGGGCUGGCUGUCCACCUCAUCAGCCAGAGCCCAUCAGGCGGUGCUCAGGUCCUCAGAUUUCUGGCUGACACUGCAACCCCAGCAUCAGUCAUCAUCUCUGGCCCAACACCGUCACCCCAUGAAGGAGUCAGAGAAGGCUGCGACCGCCUCCUCCAGAUGCUGCUCCUCCAUCUCCAUAAAUUAGUCUUCAACCGCUCUGAUGGAGUUGAGAUAAACCCUCAUAACUCAGCCUCAUGUCAGCCCCAGAGGGUCAUCCCCUUCUUGGAGGAGCUGCGGUCUCAUGUUGGUCAACUUUGUGCCGAGACACUGCGACUGGAGAGGAAGCGUCACCUCUGGCUGCACCAGCUGCUCUGCCUGCUAUCAGUGUAUGGGGGUCCCAGUGUAGCCACCGAGACACUCUGCCAGCUUCUCACACAGGCCCGCAACCCAGAGGAGUUGGCUUUAGCCUGGCAGCUCCACACCACACUCUCCUCCUGCAUGGCAGGACUCAUUCCUGCUGCAGUGGCCCGCUGUGUUGCCCAAAUUCAUACUCAAACCCUGGGGCCUCGACAGCUGAGGCAGUUGCUGCUUAACCUGUCUGCGGCCAUCCAGAGCCAGGAUGAGGAGAGGAGAGGAGCAGCAGGAGCUCAGUCUUCCAUGGCAGUCCAGGUGGGCUCAGCAGUCUCAGGACACCUCCAUGAUUUCUGCCCGCUCCUUCUCCACAGUGACCCAGCUGUAUCUCAUGCUGCAGCACGUCUCCUGUCCUGUAGCCCACUCCCUCGCGCUGCCUCCCCAGCACACCUGCUUUUGCUCUCCCGAGCUGCUGUCACUCAUUUCUUCUUGGCACUGCGGAGGAGAGGAGAAGUGGGGACAGCUGGUAGAGAUGGGGGGCAGGCAAGUGAGGCUGUGAACUACUCAGUUCUUCUUCUGACUCGGUUUGCAGCUUACUCGCCUCUCACUCUGAAGGCAGUUCUUCAGCAGCUGGUGGAGGGAGCGCUGCACAGAGGCAACACUGACCUGUUUGGUGGGCAGAUCGCAGACAUGUCUGGCGCCCCUGUGCUUUCCCCGUCUGUAUCACCUGACCUUGGAGCCUCUUUGCUGGACAUUAACUGUCGGUUUGGUACCACUGUUAAUUUUUCUGGCAGUGUGUGGUCUGUGUUUCAUGCAGGAGUGAUUGGCAAGGGACUGAAGGUUCGCUCUGCCACACAGCUGCCUGACCCAUCAGGACUCGUCCAGAACAUCCAGACUCUCCUGACUGUUAUCGUACAGUGCUGCAGCUCCUCUGGUCUCAACGGCUCACAAUCACCAUCUGACCCCAGCGAGCUGCUGCCAAUCAACGCAGAGGCGGCCAAGGUCGUUGCAGUCACACUAGUGGAAAAUGUUUGUCCUGAUGUGGCCAACGGGGAGCUGUCUUGGCCCCCUGAGGAGCACGCCCGCACCACAGUGGAACGAGACAUCCACAUUAGACGCUGCUUUGAUGCCCACCCGGUGCUCUUUCCCCUUCUUCAGGUGGUGGCAUCUGGACGCCCGGCUCUCUGCUACUGCUCAGCUGUUCUCAGAGGCCUCCUGGCCACACUGCUGACGCACUGGGAGGCUUCCCGAGAGGGGUCAUCCACAGACUCCCCUUGGCACUUGCAGGCCUCCUGCCUCUUGGUGUCCUGCAUGGGAGAAGGCCAACUCCUGCCUCCUGUUCUGGCCAACGUCCAUGAAACUUUCCCCCAUCUGACUCCCUUUGAGGUGAGGCUGCUGCUCCUGGCUGUGUGGGAAUAUGUGAGGGGAAACGGGCCACUGCCACAGAAGUUUGUCUUCAGUCCAGAGAAGGGCAUGUUCUGCAGGGAUUUCUCACGGGAUGGUGACGUUGCAAGAUAUGUGGCACCAAUUCACAGCGUCCUCCAUAAAAACAUUGACAGAUUGGGACAUUUGUGCUGGCGGUUCCAACUCUGAGAAGAAGCAACAAGAAAACUGUGACAGAGAAUAAAGAGACUGACAAACAGGGGAAUUUGUGUUGAGUUAGAAGUCUGCAAAGUUACUUUAACUGUAGUUCUGUUUCAUUAAAGUAGAUCUGUUUGCA